AUGCUUCGUGUAAUCAAUGCAUUUCGUGAUAAUAAUCCAACUGCAUUAUGUGAACGACUUGAAAGAAGUGGUCAAUUGAAGAAAAGAUUUGCUCAACAACCGCAUAGAUCACAUUCAUUUGUUUUACUUCAACAUACACCAUCAACAAAUCUAUUAAAAAAUAAUCAUGAUGGCGUACAGUCUCAAUCACAACCAGCAGUUCAUUAUAAUUAUAACGAUGAUAGUGAUGAUGAUGAUCAUAAUGAUAAUGAUGGUGAUGUUGAUAAUGAUAAAAAUAAUCCACAAAAAAAUGAAGUUCUACACAAAACAAAACUUUGAAAAUGAACAAAUUAUACAUAUAUAUACAUAUUUACAUUAUUAUUGAAAGAGACUUUGUUCUAAUCACACCUACUUCCCUCCUUGAUCCAUAUAUAUACAUAUAUGCCCAACUCAAACAGAAAUAUUAGAUAAGUAGUUGUGAAGUAUUAUUAUUAUUAUUAUUAUUGCAAAUUCAUUACUGCCUUUCUAUAAAAGUUCACUCAUGAGUUAUUACUCUUAUAGUUAUGAUUAUUAUAAUUAUUAUUCCUACUAUCCCUAUUACUCCAUGUUUGAAGUUUUUUUUUCGUUUUGCCAUUGUGUAUUAUUUUUUACUCAACCCUUAUUCACACGCACAAAUACAUACACACAGAUAGAUAGACAAAUAGAUAGACGCAUGUAUCACAUACCAAGACCAGUAGUGUAUCAUUAGCUCAAACAACUUUUAAUUGUGAAAGAAAAGAAACAAAGAGUACCGUGUAUUCUGUGCAUUAUUAUUAUCACUAUUAUUUAUUGUUUCGUUAAAUUCACAUUCUUUUCAAAAUACUGAACUCUUUUCAUCUCUACAUAGAAAUACACAAACAUAUAUACAUAUAUAUAUAUAUGUAUACCAAAUACUCUAUUACAUAAUAAUGAUGAUGAUAAUAUUGGAUGAGGCUGUGUCAGUUUACUCCUCUUCUUCUUAUCCUAUUUUCUUGUUUAAAUAGUACACAUAAACUAUAUACACACACUUAUAUAUAUACAUAUAUAUAUAUCAUAGUUUUCUUCGAAAUCUUUCUCCACUGCCCGUCCACCCGUCCGCCGGGUCACCUCCUUCCACUAUCCCAAAGGAAAAUCCCUAUUACUAGACAAUCUCUCCUAAUGAAACAAUUAAUUCACUGUGAAGUAACAAUAACAAAACAACAAAGAAAUUUCACUAGCUACUGUGAAUGAAUACAGUAGUUUAUAAACGAGUAAACAAAAAAACACAACAACAACAACAAAAGGAAACUAGGUGAUAGAAACUAGAUAGAAUUGCAUAAUUUAUUGUAAUUUGUAUUCAUUACUUUCCCAACUCACCUAACCCCCUCCCCCAACUGGCUCCCACCGUGAAAACAAAACAUAAUUCCUAUGUGAUAUACAUAUACAUAUAUUAUCUCUUCUUUGAACACUUCAUAUCCUACUUAUACCUACUACUAAUAUUAUUGCUAGUAGUAGUAUUAGUAGUUGAGUUGGUUUUCCUAUUUUAAUCUUUGAAUAGUUCCAGUUAUAAUUAUCAAUGGUUUCUAUUACAAUUUCUGAUGAUGAUGAUAAUAAUGCUAAUAUAAUGACAAUAACAAUAAUGUUGAAUACAAUGUGAAACAUGUUGAUUAUGAUUAAAUUUUAGACAAAAGUAAAAAAUAAAGUCAUGACACUGAUGGCAAGAUCUCAUUCUUGUUUCUUUUUCUAAUGAGAUAAUAUCAACCUAAUAUAUGUAUGAGUGUGAAUGAUAGUUUCCCCCUCCCUCCUCCCCCAUUCUUCAUUUUCUACUGUAGCUCAAACAUUUAGUUAGAUGGAUAAUAUAUAAUAAUAAUAAUAAUUAUUAUUAUAAAAUAUGAAUGACACCCAUCUGCACACAGACAGACAUAUGCAUAUUUGUCAUUGAACUCUAUUCUCAACUUAACAUUUUACACACACACGCACUCCCUUCAUUUCUCUCAUUUUCUAACUUCCAUAUCCCAAAAAAUGAAACAGUAUAUGCUGGGUAAAGGACUGUUUCUCUAUUGUCCUGUAUCUUACCUACCGUCUUUUUAACGUACUCAUUUCUCUCAAUUCUUUAUUAAUAUUAUUAUUGUUAUUUCCAGAUGAACUAAAGAGUCACCUAUCUACCUACCUUAUUUUUUUCAUUUUCUUCAUAAACUACUUACUGUCUCUGUGUGUGUGUGAAGAUGCGAAAUUUCCUUCGAUUACCUUUAAUACUUCAUUGUUUGUUAUGGUUGGGUUUGUUUUCCUUCUUGUUCUUCUUUUCCUUCACAUUACUGACCAACUGUAUACACUAGGUUUACAAGUUCUCAUGUAUAAUUACGAGUAUAUAUAUAUAUA
This is a messenger RNA of Trichobilharzia szidati, 2355 nucleotides long. NCBI's taxonomy places the organism in Eukaryota, Metazoa, Platyhelminthes, Trematoda, Strigeidida, Schistosomatidae. The record is from the annotation of a GenBank genome assembly.